Toxoplasma gondii ME49 is the source of this 1662-nucleotide messenger RNA. RefSeq names its product Hit family protein involved in cell-cycle regulation, putative. Gene Ontology annotation, biological process: sulfur compound metabolic process; purine ribonucleotide metabolic process. The record is from RefSeq and is a predicted model, not a curated record. Gene Ontology annotation, molecular function: adenylylsulfatase activity. Bases 269 to 1099 code for a protein of 276 amino acids. The transcript has 3 exons. NCBI's taxonomy places the organism in Eukaryota, Apicomplexa, Conoidasida, Eucoccidiorida, Sarcocystidae.
CUUGCGCGCUUCCGGCUUCAGGCGGUGGACCUUCUUUUUGUCACCAAAAAGGGUUUAGGGUGUAGUCGCUCUUUGUCGUCAACGAGACGCGCGAACUCCUCUCCCCUGACGUGUGUAGUGUGUGUCUCUUGAAUCAUGGAAGGUCGGUACUAAGCGACUUUCGACGCGUUUGUUUCCAGCUUCCCAUAUCUACACACGCUGCGUCCGGGCAAAAGUCAGAGCGCUUGUUGCGGACCUGGGAGAGUCACCCUUUCCCCAAGCUGUCGCGAUGCUUCCGACGCGGUGUUUGAAGUUUGUAACUCUCUCUACUGCCAUGUUGUCCCUCCAAACUCCAAGACUUUCUGCAUUUUUCAGCUGCCCACUUCCUUUUCGCCGUUUCAAUUUACCCUUUUCCGGUCCGGCGGCCUCUGACCGUCUCUCGGGUGUCUCGUCUCUGCGGACGCAGGAACACGCACGUCGACGCGAACGCGCGCUCUGCGCUUUUCCUUGCUCGCACUCAAAACCGCAAGCUUCGGUCAACCGGGGUUUUUCAGCGCUGAAUUUCGAUAUUCCUACUUCUUUCCUGCUCACUCACGGCGCGUGCGGCUCUAGACAGAGUACAAGAAACGUUCCUCAGCGGCGCUACCAGACCAAGAGAAACAUGGCGACCAAGGCGCAGGAUGGCCAUAAGAUCGUGGCCUACGAUCCAGAAAAUGUGUUCAAAAAGAUUCUUGACGGCAAAAUCCCCUGCCAUAAGAUUUUCGAGACGGAACAUGUCAUCGCCAUCUUGGACGCCUUUCCUGCAGUCGAGGGUCACUCCCUUCUCAUUCCAAAGGCAGAUGUUGCUUCGGUCUUUGACCUCGAUCCGGAGACCGCGGCGAAUCUGUACAAGGAGCUUCCGCGGCUCUGCAGAGCUGUUCAGCAGGCGACAGGAUGCGAAGGAGUGAACGUGCUGCAGAACAACGGAAAAGCGGCCGGUCAGGUCGUUUUCCACGCACACGUCCACGUCGUUCCGCGAUACAGCGGGGAUCAUCUGUUCAAGCAGUUUGCGAGUGCGAAGGAUAUGAUUCAGCCUGCUCAGGCGGAGAUGGUUCUCGCGAAAAUCAAGGCGCACCUCUAGAGUCGCUUUCUGUGAAAAUAGAGCAUAUGCCCGACGAGCUCUUUGCGGUGUCCGUUUCAGAACCGUUCCGCUUAGCGGUGGAAAUGCGAAUGAGAAUCCGGACAGGCACAAGAUGUCGCGAUUCCUCAAGGGUUUGUUGAGCGUUUUUAUUCAAGUGCGAAAGUCGAGACAACGGAGCUGGGGGUUGCAGGGACAUGCACACGAGGCAGCGGAUGUGAAGACUUCCCCUUCCCCCAGAUUUUCCACUGCACACCGCAGCCGCGGCGACCGUUGCUUCAAACAGAAAGUUCGAUUUGCGCUAACCGGAAAGCCACUGCCGUAUGGCACGCGUUCCUGGGUGCGAAAUCUGAUGUAAAUCUGAGUUUCGUGGCAGCCCCAGUUUUCGCUGGGAAUCCAAAUGAUUUGGAAAGAGGUGUACCUCUUGUAUUUUAUUAUUUGUGUCAUAAAACUUGAACGAAUUCAGAGCCAUUUGGUUUCCUCGCGCUGCUGCUUCCAGAGGCACAGCUCUGCUGGCAAUUUAGAGUCACAGUACUGGCGUGGAAGGCACUGUCCAACCGAUCACA